This is a messenger RNA of Equus caballus (horse), 2173 nucleotides long. It is a transcript of the gene TMEM71, whose product is annotated as transmembrane protein 71. Lineage: Eukaryota; Metazoa; Chordata; Mammalia; Perissodactyla; Equidae. The record is from RefSeq and is a predicted model, not a curated record.
AAGAAAACAAGAGCAGUUGUACGGCUGACUUUCCCAAGAAGUACGUGCUCUUCUAUUCUAGAGACAGCCAAAAGAACAAGAGGCCGCUGCAGACAGAACUUCUCUGUAAACACUUGCACAUGGCCAUAUGUGCAGCCGUCUAUUAGAAGGAGACGAAGAUGGGAUUCCCCUUUAUUGAGAGACUUCUGCGCCUUUUGACGCUCUGACGUUACUUUCAGCUGAAGAACUGCUAAGUCCUGGAUUUCUCCGCUGUCAACCACAGGAAGCUCGAAAAUCUGUGAAGUUUGAACAAGCAGCCUUCCCAAGAUGUACCAAAUUUCUCAACUGAUGUCGACACCAGUCGCAAGCAAAUGUUCUUCUGGAUCCAAGAAAGAACAUGCUGAAAAGCCGUCUCCCACAUGCAUUUUCCGAAGUCUUUCCUGUGAUUUCCUGGAUGGUGACAGUUCCUUUGAAUGCUGCUCCAUAGAUCCCCUGACAGGCUCCCACUUUAGCUGCCGCCGAAGUCCCAGACUGCUCACCAACGGCUACUACGUUUGGACAGAAGACAGUUUCCUCUUUGACAAAGAUGGCAACAUAACUCUGAGCCCAUCCCAGACUAGUGUUCUGUACAAGGAAAACUUAGUUCGAAUAUUUAGAAAGAAAAAGAGAAUCCGCCGUUCUUUUUCUUCUCUCUUCAACUUCAGUCCCUCUGAAUCCUGGCUGCACGGAAGUAGGUUCGAUGAUGUUGAUUCUUCCCCGAGUGAGGACAUCUGGUUGGAGGGGGUCAGAAGGCUGGACACGCACCAGCGCAGCGAAAAUGGUGGAGGUGAUUUGGACUGUUCUCUGAUUGAUGAGUGGGUGUCAGAGAAGCCGAAUGCAGAAUCUGUGAAAGCAUCCUCUUCCGGCCAUGUCACAUCUCAGACUCCCAGAGAAAACUCCCACAACCCGUCCCUUCAGUCCCAGUUGGUGGCUUCUGAACAUCUCCAAGGGAACGUUUUGAAUCAUGCAAAAGCCAGUUUGUUGCAAGAGGUUUCCUUUCAAGUGAUUCUGCUUGUUGCAUGCUUAAUCAUUUCUGCGUGUGCAAGAUGGUUUCUGGGAGGACUAUUAGCCAGUGUCUUCACAUGCCCUUUGAUGAUAACUAUUACUUAUGUUGUCAAAUCAUUGUUUCUCCGCCUGACCAGCUAUUUCAAAGCCACCGCUUGUGCUCGGUUUGCCAAAAUUUGACAACCAUUUAGGAGAGCCUCUGAGGAUUGUCUUCAAUCUGAAUAUUCCUAAAUGGUCUGACUUGGAGUUGACUAGGAAUCAACCGCAUUAUUGGAAGGAAGUGAGCAACUGGACAAUUGAGAAAAAAAACAUUUUAAUUCGGUUAUGUGAUUUUUUUUUAAAAAGCCUGUUUUGCCCUCAUAAUUGUAAUAAGCUCAUGAAAAUAAUAUUAAUUUGCCUUUCCUUUGCAAACACUGGCAGUUGUAGAGGAAAGGACUGGGAAAUGUGAUCAAGAGCAAAGCCCUGGGUAAAUGCUCCCCUAUUAUUCCCUAAGGCGGUGGUUCUCAAACAUUAAUUUUCAUUAGAGAAUUCUAUGCAGAGUUUAUAACAAUGCAGGCUCCUGGGUCCGCCCACAUGCCCCUAUCCUUUGCUGAACCGCUUUAAUUGAACAUGAAAGCAAGUUUAUAUAACCAAUACCAACUUGAAAGUAACUAAAUGCACUCUGUACGUAAAAUAUAAUGUAAAAAGAAGUUCACCAUGCUCCCCAAACGAGUGGCUCAAUAGGAGGUGGUGACAACAGAUGAUGGUUGAUGGAAAGUGGGCAAGAGAGAGCCAUUCUUUUGAACAUACAUUCUUCUUUUGAACCAUUUUCUUUACCAAGUUUUCAACCUUCUUGGGGCUCACGAUUAACUUUCACUUAAAUGGCAGCUAAAAUAAAGAUGUAACACAGAAAAAAUCCCUUAAGGGCAAAAUAAAGGGAAAACACCAGAAUGCCUUGAAACACAUAAAAAUGAUGUGGUUGCACAACCAACUGGAGGGUUGUAGAAGAUGUUCCCUGUCUGUCUGUCUUGCUUGGUAUAUGUUCCCAAUGGAAAGAUGGCUUGAAUUCAACUUUUUUCUAUGUGAUAUUCUCUGUCUAGAAACUUUCAUGGAGAAAAUUGUCUUUCCUUCAAACGGCAAUGUCAAAAUAUCACUUUUUAUGUCAUUUGUA